AUGGUGGAAGCAUAUGCUGUGAAAUUUGAUGAAGAAUUAGUGAAGAUCCGCGCAGUAAAGCUGGAGGAGAUGUUGGAGCUCUCGCUGGAUUUUGUUGACCCACUGAAUCCACAUGGGGAACCGGGGCAUUACUCCAUGGGCCCUAGUUUUAUGGUCGAUAAUGCUACUCUCCUUCGGUGUACUCCGGUGCUAGAGCCAGAAGAGCCCACACACAAGUUACGUUGUUCCGGGUUCGGGCGAAUUCGGGGAUGGCCAUGGCCGUCGAAAAAAGGGAAAGUGCAUAAUGAAUUCUGCUCCUGGGCCAAGAAGAUGGAAAAACACCAUGCUGGUACGUGGAAGAAGGCUGGGAUAUUUGAUCUUAUACAAUUCUUAAUUACUGAUGUGACUGUGGAUGGGGACACCAAAGGAGUGGAUUCAGCAAAAGCCAGUGAAGGACAACAAAGGAGUCAUGGUGCCUGCAUCAAGGAAAAAUCCAAUAAAGACUCCAAGGAUUUGGUACAACAUAUCCGAUUCCUGGCACUCUGGCCGAACCGCUACAUAAUCUAUGGUGAUACAAACGUUGUAUCCCUCAGGAUAGGAUGUUGUUCUAAAAGAGGUGUUGCCAAUAGACUCAGGCAUCUCAAAAACCACUGUGGCAGACGAACAAGCCCCUCCAGUAGUGCCGAUGAAAGUGAUGAUGUCACAGCAGGCAAGAAGGCUUCAAAGAGGAAGCAAAUAGAUGCUGGGGAUAAAAAUUUAAAGUGUCGAAAGUCCAGCCGGCUGACUAUAAUGAAGAAACCAUCCGCCAGUAGCUCCAAGAAUGCCUUCGAGAUGGUGGAGGAAGAAGCCGAUAGUAGUCCUGGGCAACAUGUGUCAUCACCCCCUGAAUCAACUGGAAAGACUCCCCAGAAGGGUCCUACUCAGAAAACGAAUGUUACGGCUAUGAUCCCUGCGGAAGAGUUUCAAAAAUGCUUAUCCAAGCCAUUAGAAGAAACAGAACAAGUGGCAACACCGAGCUGUGUGCCGACACAAUCUAUAGGGGUAGCAUUAAUGGUGUUGUACGGUUUGUACAAGAUUCAUGCUGAAUAUGUGCAUGCGCCGUAUCACCAAGAACUAAAAGAGGCACGGAACACAAUCUUGAAAAGUGAUUUACCAGGAGCAGAAAUGGGAACAGUGGGAAUAUUUUUAGCAGGUUUUGAACAGAGAAAAGUUAGCUGCAAAAUCUGUGUGAAACAUGUGCAGGACUAUAAUCAUUUAGCAAUGGCAUAUCAGGAAGCAGAGGAAACAGCCAAGAUACUGCUUGCACAAGUUGUUGGAGCUGCGACAUAG
Oldenlandia corymbosa var. corymbosa is the source of this 1308-nucleotide messenger RNA. The record is from the annotation of a GenBank genome assembly. Lineage: Eukaryota; Viridiplantae; Streptophyta; Magnoliopsida; Gentianales; Rubiaceae.